Messenger RNA from Arachis ipaensis, 3498 nucleotides. NCBI's taxonomy places the organism in Eukaryota, Viridiplantae, Streptophyta, Magnoliopsida, Fabales, Fabaceae. The record is from RefSeq and is a predicted model, not a curated record.
CUUUCUCCCUUUCUUUCUUUCCUUCGGAAAGAAAUAACAGAAACUCAGCCAAAAAACCCUAGCACUGUAAAGCCUACACCACCGCCGCAAGGAGCGGCAUACUGCCGCCGUCCGUCGCACUCAAAGUUCGCCGUCCGUCCGUCCAUCUAGCUUCCCUCGUGCUCCAAGUCUUCAACCCCGGUUCGCUGUCACCGAUCGCAGCUGCUUCCUUGAGCUCGGCGUCCGUCGUCUUUGUCUGCUCAGCCGCGCUUCCUCCGCCGUUUGUUUGCCGUUCACGUUCGCGUCUUCGUUCAGUCGUCGUCUUCGUUGGCGUUCUUCGCCGUUCACGUUCGCUUGCGUUCACUCGCCGAUCACCGUUCGAGUUCGCAUUCGCGUUCGUCUGGAAGCGACGUUGCUCUGCUUCAAACUCUGCGACCAACCCGCGCGCUCCUCCUAGCCGUCGAACUGCUCUCUUUUGUCGCCGCCAUUAUUGUGGUUCGAUAACCGGUCCGGUUUUCAGAACCUUCUGACACCUAAUUCGCUGAAGAAAAAAUUUAAGGCAGGGCGGCAUAGCUCCCACUCCCGCCUCCCCUGCAUUCUUCUUCUUCGUGCUUUGCUGCUUCAUUCGUCCUUCAGCCGGUCAGCCACCAGGCACCAGCCAACCAGCCCUUUCUCCCUUCUUCCCUUUUUUCCUCUCCUGCCUGCCAGCCUCACAAGUUACUACCAGUCCACCACGAUUCUUCAUCGAUCACCGUCGUCGUUCAUUGCCAGCAGCAGAGAAGCCUUUCAGCAGCUCUUUGAAUUCCAGUGGAGCGAGGGAAUUGUACCUGGCUAGGCGCAGCACAUUGCUACAGUUCAAGUUCCUUGUUCCCUCAGUUCUUGAUGUUCAUAGACCUUUUAGGUCAAACGUCAACCAUUUGCUUCUUCAUAAAAACCAGAUCUUCUCAGCAGAAGUUUUGGUUGCAGUGCCACACCACAACACCAUCCCCUAUAAGGUGGUGAGCCAGCUUCUUGCCUCUUUGCCAAAUCCACAAUAAGAGCUUUGCAACUCUGAAACCUUUUUGUCGGUUCCAAUGGAGCAAGCUGAAUUGGAUACCUCAAAACCACCGAGUUUUCCUCCUUACCGCCGAUCACACUUACGCAGCGAAACAUACCUCACUCUCACUCGAAUUUUCUCUCAUCUUCCUGCCACACUUGAUAAUGGCAAUGGUAAAAAGAAGCCAGAAAAAAAGGAAAAGGGACCCGAGUUCCCUGAAUCUGUUGGUUCUGAUUUUAUACGUCCCAUGAGUGCUGUCCCGAUCGAAAGCAUACAGGAGUUUGACGAGACUGUUGAAGGGACUGGAAACAAGGGCAGGGUAUGUGUUGUCAAUGAUAUUGUUUUGGGUGAUAUAGAGGAGAUGAUGGGAAUAGAAGAAGUUGAGGAUACUUCGAGGACGCUGCUGCAGGACAGGUGUAACGAUGCAGAUAAAGAGCAACAAAGGAUAAUGGAUGAGUUGGAACUGGUUGUGAAUGGAACACAAAAUAUUGUUCGUGAUAGUGGUUUAAUCUCUUUGAGUGCAGGGUCAGGUGAGGAACAGAAUGGCAGCAAUGCAGGUGAGAUGCAAGUACAAGGCUCAACGGAUUCUCUUCCAAAUUCUAAAGAAGCUGAAGUUGAGAAGGUAGAGCUGGAUUAUGAAGAUGAAAGGCUGCUGGAUUAUGAUAAUUUGGAAGAUAAAUGUGAAAUGAAAAAUGAAAGAAAUUUAGAAAAGUCAACUUGUGUAAACAAUGCAUCAAUUUCUUCAAAUAUUCAUAUUGAAAACGAGGACAUAGAAGAGGGAGAACUUGUUGGAGACUUUGGAGUGGAUUGUAAUUCGUUUGACAUGCCUACUGCAGAUUCAUUUAUUCCUCAAACGAAAAUUGAUGAGGUUCAGAACCCCGAAAGUAUUAAUAUGGGGAAUACAGAAAAAGAAGGUUUAGGCAAAGAAAUAGGUAGUAAACCGGUUACUGACGUAUUGGAAGAAGACUCUGACCAAGAUCAUGGAAACCCUGCUGCAUCAGAGAAGGUUGAUGUCAGCUGUAAAAAAAAGCGUGGCCCUGGUUCUGCGGAAAAGAAAGCAAAAAAGAAGAAAAAAGCGCGGAAAAAACGGGCAGAAAAGAACAAACAACUUGGUGUUAAAAGGUUGAAGUUGUCUCUAGUACAACAGAAACCAAAAACCAUCUCUUAUUGUCGCCAUUUUCUUGUUGGAAGAUGCUAUGAGGGUGACAAGUGCCAUUUUUCACAUGAUACAGUGCCUUCUACCAAAUCAAAGCCAUGCUCCUUUUUCGCUCGUCACUCCUGCAUGAAAGGGGAUGACUGCCCUUUUGACCAUCAACUCUCCAAGUAUCCUUGUGUUAACUUUGUGUCCGGAGGUUUUUGUGUCAGAGGUGAUGCAUGCUUGUUUUCGCACCAGUCACCAGCCAAGGAAGAUUUUGCUACACCUUCAAGGGUUCACAAACCAGGAAUGGAAUCUCCACACUUUUCAGGAAACACAAAUUCCAACAUGCCACCUAACAUUCAUGGCUGUAGUUCUAUCCAACAAAACCAUUUGAUCAAUCCUCCAAGAGUUCAUUCUGACAUCAAUUCGGAACAUAAAGCGACAAACACUGUACAGAAACAGCUUAAGCUUGCAUCUAAAGGAGUUAGUUUCGUCGAUGUUGCAAAGCUAUCAUUGCCUUCUCCUACUACGCCAAAGGAAGGCAUGACCAAAGUUGGCUCAUCCUCUUCUGACCAAAGUACAUCUGGAACAAAUCAAACCUUGGUUGAAAUUCCAAAGAAAUUGCCAGCUAGGAUUCCAAAGGGAAUUAACUUUCUUGCUUUUGGGAAAGAUCCUGUGUGCAGUUUUAAGAGUUCUGUUAACUCCCUUGUAAUUGGGGAAAAUAGUUUCAGUUUGUUUGAUCAUACUAGUUCAUCCUUAAAAGAUGCAACAAAAGGAAGAGUACCACCGACUGAUUUAGUCUCCGGUGAGAUUUCUGGUAAAAAUCAAUCGGUGGCAGAAAGUAUAAAAUCGAGUUUUCCAGGAAAAGCUUCAAUGAAUGAUGCUUCAACUGGUUUACAAGGUAGCUCUCAUGUGGAUGACGACGGAAGUAAACCAGUCCAAGAGGCAAGUGGGGCAUCUGAUUCUUUUCAAAUUUCCGCAGCAACACUGUCGCCAUUUAUGCGUCUGGUUUCUCCUUCAUCUUCAGAACAGCUACCAUCUAGAAAGGAGCUCUUGUCGACUGUCUUGUCAUUUGCAGCAGAGCAUGAAUCAGUUAUCAAGAUGAAAGAUUCUGCUGGCACUUCAACUGCAUAAUUGGGUGAGAACUGAGAGUAAGGAAUACAGUAAUAGCAGUUCAAGGUAACAAGGUUGUUAGAAUCUUUCAUUAAGUGUAUUUUGGAUCUUAUAGAAUCAGUUAAUGAUAUGAUAGUUAAUUGUAUAUAUAAUGUAAUUUAUAUGCAUAUAUUUCAUCGUGCUUGUAUAAACUAAUCUUCAUCAUGUAGUCUAGACUUUCCGUGUUUUUCUU